Messenger RNA from Acanthisitta chloris (rifleman), 1465 nucleotides. RefSeq names its product required for meiotic nuclear division 1 homolog (S. cerevisiae) (gene RMND1). The record is from RefSeq and is a predicted model, not a curated record. Gene Ontology annotation, biological process: positive regulation of mitochondrial translation. Lineage: Eukaryota; Metazoa; Chordata; Aves; Passeriformes; Acanthisittidae. The coding region runs from base 1 to 1326 and encodes 441 amino acids. The transcript is spliced from 11 exons.
AUGAGACUGAAACUUCUGCACCUUCAGACCAGAUCUUUAACAACAAUGUGCCGAUGCCAAAGCUUUACCAGAACUGGAUGUCUGCUGUUAAAGCUGGGAAAUGAAGUUAACAGGACAGCAAAGUCUUGGAAUUUAUAUGCUCUGAAAACCACGUUCCCUUGGUUGACAAGUCAGCGUGUGCAACUCAAGAAUGGGCAAUUGGUCCAAGGAUAUGUAUCCACCUUGGGAGGAAAUGUUUAUUAUCAGAGUGGGGAGGGUUUUCUCCCAUCCUGGAGAUGUUUUGGUGUGAUGAUGAUGGAAAACUACAAGCUCAAUAUGGAGCAUAUCAGAAACCUUCAGCACACAUCAUCAAGAUUUUACUCGGUUGUAUCAGGUGGUAAAAUUAUUCCAAAACAAAACAACCAGCCAGUUAAGAGGCCCCCAAAGGCUCCGAGGACCAAGCAGCCAUCCAGAACAAACCUGCCACUCUCAGGCAUGGAGAAUCUGAUGCAGUGCACAGCCUUUGCAACAGCAGAUGAAUAUCAUCUUGGUAAUCUGUGUCAUGACCUGACUUCACAUGGAUAUGUUGAAAUAACAAGUUUGCCUAGAGAUGCUGCAAAUGUUUUGGUGGUCAGUACCGAGAAAUCUGCGAAGGAAGAUGAUCCUGGCAUGGUUUUUUUUUUCAGGGAAGGGGCUGUUGUAUUUUGGAAUGUGGAAGAGAAAAGUAUGAAGAAUAUCAUGCGAGUGCUAGAACAGCAUGAAAUUCAGCCAUAUGAAGUUGCACUAGUCCAUUGGGAGAAUGAAGAGAUAAACUAUAAAAUAGGAGAAGGUCAGUCAAAGCUCCAUAAAGGAGAAAUCUUGCUAAAUUCUGAGCUGGAUAGUGAUGAAGUUGUUCUGCAGAAAUUUGCCUUUUCAAAUGCCCUUUGUCUUUCUGUAAAGCUGGCUAUUUGGGAAUCAUUAUUGGACAACUUUGUGGAAUCUAUCCAGUCAAUUCCUGAGAUACUAAAGUCACGGAGGAAGGUGAAACUCACUCAUGCAGAUGUGAUGCAGAAAAUUGGAGAACUCUUUGCACUAAGACACCGUAUAAAUCUCAGCUCAGACCUGCUAAUAACACCUGACUUCUACUGGGAUAGAGAAAAACUGGAAGAGCUUUAUGACAAGACCUGCCAGUUUCUCAACAUUAAUCGCAGAGUUAAGGUAAUGAAUGAAAAGCUUCAGCACUGCACGGAGCUGACAGAUCUAAUGCGAAAUCACCUGACCGAGAAGCACACUCUGCGCCUGGAAUGGAUGAUAGUAAUACUCAUCACCAUAGAGGUUCUGUUUGAACUUGCCAGGGUAGUUUUCUGAUGAUAGAAGAAACUCGGGAAGAAGAAAACUGACAUAAAGACCAUACGGCAUGGAAAAUUCCCAUCAUAUGCUUCUGGAAAAUAGUGAAUUGUGUCUCUUGAUAAAUCUGUAAAUCUUCUACUCAAAUGAAAAAAAUAAA